Labrus mixtus (cuckoo wrasse) is the source of this 7826-nucleotide messenger RNA. Its product is annotated as helicase ARIP4-like. Bases 184 to 4704 code for a protein of 1506 amino acids. The record is from RefSeq and is a predicted model, not a curated record. Gene Ontology annotation, molecular function: ATP hydrolysis activity; ATP binding; ATP-dependent chromatin remodeler activity. The transcript is spliced from 23 exons. NCBI's taxonomy places the organism in Eukaryota, Metazoa, Chordata, Actinopteri, Labriformes, Labridae. Gene Ontology annotation, cellular component: nucleus.
CAGCACCGGCCCUCCUCUUUCAGCAGGAAAACUGAUGAAUGAGUGAAGGCGACCAAGCCUGCCCAGCAUCUCAUUCCCCACUUCUGAAAACACAGCUUUUCACUUGGAGAGACUCACCGAAGAAACGGGGACAGAAGGGGUGUAGUUUGGCCAUGCCGAGGUAGCAGCAGCCGGCACGUCAGGAUGUCUGAUUUUGAGGAGGUUUUUCCGAAUGGGAGUAAGGAGAGAGAGAUUUUCUACAUCACUGAUGAUGAUGACGAUGACAACGAUGGAGAUGAUGAAGACGAGGGGAUACUUGACCAGUCCCACAGUGCCCCCUUCAGCUCCGAGAAUGAGGCUCAGGGAGGCGACUCUGCCGCCUGGCAGUGCACCCCUCCCCCAUCUACCUCACCUUCGGGGGAGAUGCCAGCCCACACUCCGCCAUCCCAGCCUGCAUCCAGACCCAGGUCCAGGCCGGCCAGCCAAAGCCCCUCCCCUCCCUCCGCCCUGACAGGAACCAAGAAGAGAAGCUCCAAACCAGCACACAUGAGGCGCAACAUCAGGAAGUUACUGAGGGAGCAUCAGCUGGAGGCAGUGACCAAAGUCGCCCAGCAGGACGAGUUAGAGAGGAGACGGCGUCUGGAGCAGCAGAGAAAACAGGAUUUCCCCUUACCACUGCUGCCUGAAUACACAACUGAUGAUGUAACAAAGCACGUGUCGUCAGCAUCAACGGCAUCACAGAAAGACGUGAAGUCUGCCGGACAGGAGGUUGUCAGUUUUGAUGACUCCAGCUGCACAGUCGGCAUUGAGGACGACAGCAAGACUAACAUACCCACAUCUGCUAACACUGAACGCACACACAAAACAGAUGUGAUCGAUCUGAGCUCAAGCGAGGACGACACAGUUGUCCACAUCAGCAGUGAGUCCACCAACGAGGAGGAAGAGAGGCAGCCGAGCGGCGCUCACGUCAACGACACCCUCAACCGACCAGACGCGGACGGCAGAGUGCUGGUCAACCGGAACCAUCCAGCUGAAGAGGAGGACAUUUUCCUGUCGCCUCAGUUGGCACAAGCAGUCAAACCUCACCAGGUUGGUGGAAUCCGCUUUUUGUACGACAACCUGGUGGAGUCGGUGGAGCGGUUCAGCAACAGCAGCGGGUUCGGAUGCAUCCUCGCUCACAGCAUGGGCCUGGGCAAAACACUGCAAGUCAUCUCCUUCAUCGACGUCCUGUUCCGACACACCACAGCUCACACCGUGCUCGCCAUCGUACCUGUGAACACGUUGCAGAACUGGCUGUCAGAGUUCAACAUGUGGGUCCCUCCCCCAGAGGCUCUACCUCCAGAUACAGACCCUAAACUGGUGACGCCCCGGGCCUUUAAGGUUCACAUCCUCAACGAUGAACACAAGAACACAACGACCAGGGCCAAGGUGGUGGAGGACUGGACGCGGGACGGAGGUGUGCUGCUAAUGGGCUACGAGAUGUACCGCCUCCUGUCCAUGAAGAAGAGCUUUGUGUCCGGGAGGAAGAGAAAGAGCAAGAAAGCAACUGGACCUGUCGUCAUCGACCUGGACGAGGAGGACAGGCAGCAGGAAUUACUCAAAGGUGUCGAAAGAGCCUUGGCUCGGCCCGGUCCAGAUGUGGUGAUCUGUGACGAAGGCCAUCGCAUCAAGAACUGCCACGCCAGCACGUCACAGGCCCUGAAGAACAUCCGGACCAGACGGCGUGUAGUCCUCACCGGCUAUCCGCUCCAGAACAACCUGAUCGAGUACUGGUGCAUGGUCGACUUUGUCCGACCAGACUUCCUAGGUACACGGCAGGAGUUCAGCAACAUGUUUGAGCGUCCCAUUCUGAACGGGCAGUGUGUGGACAGCACGCCUCAGGACGACCAGCUGAUGAGGUACAGGAGCCACGUCCUGCACAGCCUGCUGGAGGGCUUCGUACAGAGACGAGGUCAUGACGUUCUGAGGGACCAGCUGCCCUCAAAAGAAGAACAUGUGAUCCUGGUGCGUCUGUCUCCCCUCCAGAGGGCGCUCUACACCGAGUUCAUGAACCGAUUCAGAGAGGCAGGAAACACCGGCUGGCUCAGCCUCAACCCGCUGAAGGCUUUCUGCGUCUGCUGCAAGAUUUGGAACCAUCCAGACGUGCUGUACGAGGCCUUGCAAAAGGAAAACCUGGCCAGUGACCAGGACUUAGACCUUGAUGACAUCACGUCCACGGGAUCCGCCCAAUGUCCAACAGCACCCAAUCAAAAGUCCAAGCCCAUAGAGAAUCCCAUCCCCAUCGGUGGACUGAGUCUCAAUCAGCUGCAGGAGAAAGCCAAUCAGGUCAUCACUUAUGAAUGGGCAAAGGACAUCAUGUGUGAUUACAAGCCCGGCCUCCUGGAGAACUCUGCCAAAAUGGUGCUUCUGUUCCACCUGAUAGAGGAGAGCGUCAGGAAGGGGGACAAACUCCUCGUGUUCAGUCAAAGUUUGUCCACACUGACUGUGAUCGAGGACUUUCUGGCUAAGAGGCCGGUGCCUCCAUCACCCAACACCACCAGCAGAGACAGACCCAACCAGACCUGGGUCCGCAAUCUCAACUACUACAGACUGGAUGGAAGUACAACCGCCUCAGAGAGAGAGAGGCUGAUAAACCAGUUCAACGAUCCAGCAAACACCUCAGCAUGGGUUUUCCUGCUGUCAACAAGGGCUGGCUGUCUGGGUGUAAACCUGAUUGGUGCAAACCGCGUGGUGGUCUUUGACGCCUCUUGGAACCCUUGCCAUGACGCCCAGGCAGUGUGCCGUGUCUACCGCUACGGUCAGAAGAAGCCCUGUCAUAUCUACCGGCUGGUGUGUGACUUCACUCUGGAGAAGAAGAUCUACGACCGACAGAUCUCCAAGCAGGGCAUGUCAGACCGGGUGGUGGACGACCUGAACCCCGUGCUGACCUUCACCAGGAGGGAAGUGGAGUCUCUCCUUCACUUUGUGGAGGAGGAGCCGGACACCUCGCUGGUCCAGCUGAAGCCCCACCACAGCAUCGAGAGCGUCCUGAAGAAGGCACUGCACAUCUAUCCUAACCUGAUAACUAAGCAACCAUUCCCUCACGAGUCCCUGCUGAUGGACCGCAGGGAGCUGAAGCUGAGCAAAGCCGAGAAGAAAGCAGCGAAGAAGGGCUAUGAAAUGGAAAAGAGGGCUUCUGUGCCAUACACUCGUCCUUCUUACGCUCACUACUAUCCUGCCAGCGACCAGAGCCUCACCAACAUCCCCGCCUUCAGUCAGAGGAACUGGCGCCCGCCUAAUCGUGCUGAAGAGAAACCAGUGGCCAGUGCCCGGCCUGUCCAGUCAACUCCAGUUCCCAUGACGCCCCGCCAGGCGACCGCAGGCUCUGCGCCAAGUCAUGAUUCUUCAGGAUCCAGCCUCGGAGGUUUCCCCGUCAACUGCCUGCAGAAAGCUGGAGUCUUUGUACAGAAGAUUGUCACCACUACUGACAUUGUGAUUCCAGGCACCAACAGCUCGACAGAUGUCCAGACGACGAUCAGCGCUGGAGAGAGUAUCCAUGUCAUCAGAGGCACAAAAGGGACUUAUAUCAGGACGUCAGAUGGUCGAAUCUUUGCCAUCAGAGCUGCUAACAAGGCCAAAACUGCUGAGGAUGUUACUUGUACAGCACCCAAAGUUUCCAAGGCGCAACCAGAGGAAGUGUCAACCAAUGGCAGCAAUGGUUGCCUGUCACCUGGCAGGAAGCAGCAUGUCAACUCCACGACUUUGCCCCGUCCAAUAUCACCUGACAGCCCAGAGAUCAUCAGCGAGUUGCAGCGCUACACCGGUGGUACGGCUGGAGCUAAACCAGAGAAUGCCGCAGACAGCAGCCUGCCUUCUACCAAAUUAGUCCAGACUAAGUGCAGCAGCGGGGGAAGUUUUGCCAGGGGAAAUAUGAGCCACCAUGAUGCCACUGUGACCAAUGUAAUCCAACCCAAAAUGGAUGCCACUGCAGCCCAAGACCUGAGUACAGGCAGCAAGCGCAAAGCCUCCACCCCUUCCCUGGAAGAGCGACCCAGUAAGCAGCCACCUACAGGCAAACACUCCUCGGCUCCUCUGGCCUCACAAGGCUUUCCCUUCACCGGGGGGUACGGCCUUCCUCCUCUAGGCCUCAACCCAGCCAUGUUGGGCGGCUCGCUGGGGCACCCACUCUUCAUGGGGACAGGCUCGCCUUACUUCCAGCAGUCUAACGGUCAUUUGGGGGACCCCAGUUGCAUGUACCCAGAUCUGUUUGGCUUUGGUGGAGCCAGUGCGGUCCCCACCUCCUCCACCUCCCCAAAGACAAGCACUGCUGCUGCCGUCUCCUCUUCCUCAUCGCUGUCAGCCUCUGCUUCAAUGAAAGCCGCAUCUUCAGUUCCAGGAGUCCUUCCGCCGUUCAUGCUGAGCCCCAGCAUGGCGGGCAUGGCUGGGAUGCUCCCACCAGGAUUCCCUCUGUCCUACAAUCAGUCUCUGGCGAGUCUCUACACAGGGUCCAUGCUCCCAGGCGGCCUCCCGGGUCCAGCUGCCACUCCUGGUCCAGCCGGAGCCAGCUUCCUUUCCCAGUACCCUCCCACCACCGCCUCCAGCUCCUCCUCCUCCUCUCCCUCCUCCUUCUCCCCUUCAGCACGAUCCGAGGGAAAAAGGGGCACGGUGCUGGUGAAUGGUAGGAAUGUCAGCAGCCCCAGCAGCUCUGAUGAUGACGAUGAUGUGAUUGAAGUCGACGGACAGUGACAGAUGAGUUAUGUGAUUUCUUGAGCAAGCUUGAUUUGAUUUAAUAAUCAGCAAGAUAGGACGACAUCCUAUUUGCAAGGAUGCAGGCUUCAUAUUGCCUGUGGCCUAGAAGGUGAGGGAAACAGACAAAAAAAAAAGAAAGAGAACUGGACGGAUGACAACUGAGCCCAUGCUAAUGUGUGUCCUUCUGCCUCGGAGAACCAGUCUGAAUGGGGAUUGAAUAGAGAGUGACACAUUUUGUUAUGCUGAACAUCAGAAGAUGAAACCUGAAGAAGGAAACUCCAGAGGGAAGAAGAAAAAUCAGAGGACUUUGGUCUUCCAAGUAUUUGUCUGAUACUAGCAUCGAAAAAUACAAAUCACUGGACUUACUACUGCUGAGUGUGUGGACCUGCAGUGACCACAAAUGGCCACUAGUUGUACUGUUGGCUUUAGAGAUUCUAGUUCUGCAGCUUUGCUAGAUGUUGAGACUCUUUUGCUUUUUUUUCCCCAGCUUAUUAAAAAGAUGAAAAUAGGGGUGAAUUGAUAAUGAAGGGGGGGAAAGGUUUGAUAAUGAAGGUAGCUGGUAGUAACGUUUGUGAAAUCUCAGUCAAUGAAAUGGUUUUGUUCGUCAUUCGUCAAAUAUUGCUACUGAAUUAUUCUUGAAACGGUAUCAGAAAAAGUAAAAAAGAUCAGACAGGACUAUUAGAAAGCAUUUUUAUUGAACUCACUGCCAGAACAGUCGCUCUCGAAGUAAGACAAAGAAAAAAAAAGAAGCAGUUGAGGCCAGUCGAGGACGAGGUUGAAGACGAUUACUGAAACCUUAAAACUCUAAUGACCGAAUGUAUGCUUAAUCAAAUGCCUUUCAACCAGGCCUUUUUCCGAAUAAGACUUCUUCUGUUUAGGUAUCAGACGUUGGAAGAUCUGAUUUUUCUGUAAUUGUGUGUGUGUAUUUUAUAUGUAUGUAUUCUCUUUAACUUCUUAAAGAAAAUCCAAUGCCUAAAAGACAGCCAGGUGAAAAUGAGAAAAAAAAAACUGUGUUUUAGUGAGGUUUCCUCCUCGUAGCGGAGGGGGGGAAAAAACCCCCCAACAGAAAAUGCCUUUUUGCCUCCAUCUUUCUGAAUGUUAACUGUGAGAGAGGAUAGGUAAAGAGAGACAGGCGCUCACCGCGGCUCUCUGAAUCUCACCCACAGUCUUACUGUAGCCUAGCGGAGAAAAAAAAACAAAAAACGAUGCAAAACACUCACUUAAGCCUAUAUACGUGUUUGUACAACCCCAGACGAAUUAAGCUCGCAAUCCCGAGUGUUUGGUUACGCUCGUGUCGUUACUGUGUUUGUAUGUGUGUGUUGUGUUUCUUUAGGGUCACAAAAGGAAUCGUUAAAAAAAAAAAAAGAGAGAAUUGCUUUACCUAGUUUGGUAACUCAAAGAUUCCAUCUCGACUCUUGUUUUUAUAUUUACUCUUUCCCAUCUCAUUUUGUGAACAGAGGUCAUCGUUAAACCAAACUUCUUUUUUUUUGGAGAGAUGGUGUAGCUUUGCCAAAAAACAAACAAACAAGAAAUUCAGAAGCACAUCAGAAACCUCCAUGGAAGAGGAUUGUGUCUUAUAAGACCAAAUAAUGUCAAUGAUAUCCACCACAGCAACACACACUCUCUACAGCAUCCUCACAGUCCAUGAUCCAUCCCUCAGUAAGACCUUCACAGGUAACACUGUACUCUGUACUGCACUGUAAAAGACACUUAAUCUGUAUACGUCUGUAGACCGGCGGGAAGCUGGGGAAGCUUCAUCAUAGCGACCAAGUUCCCUUUAGACACACCAUGGACCGUAGUUCUGCUGUUCCAUCGACCACCCCCCUCCCCCCGAGAUCACACAAACUCUUCACUCUGGUCAGCACUGUUCUCCAGUAGUAAAUCUUCUCCUCCUAAAUGGCUUCAGCAUGGGAUUUUUAAUUUUUUUUUAAAAGCACCAGCUCUUGUGUUCAAAACAAAACAUCUUUUUUAACAUCGUCAUUAAAAGACAUCGGGCGUUUCCUUUUUUCUUUCACUUCCAUUUCUUCUGCAUACAACAAUUGUUAGUUUACCUAUGUUUCAUUUUUUUGUUCUCAUCUUUUUACAAUGUUUGAAUUUACCAAAUUUAUUUAUUUAUGACGGUGCAUAUUUAUUCAUUUGUAUUUGUAUUUUUGUACAAUGUUCUCUCUUUUGGUUGCUUUUUUUUUCUUUGAUCUUGUUUGUAAGGUUUUUUUUUAUGGUUAUAUUUACUAUUGUUGUUACUACGGAUCGUAACAUUUUCUGUUUUUUAAGAAAAAUGAUGAUCUGCCAAUCCGACCUGAGCAUGUGAACUUGUGCAGAACUUGCAUGUGGACCAACUAAUUAGUGCGUUACUGUGCAAAUGAAUAGAAAAUCAUAGUUAAGAAGUAAACAUUGAAUCCCAUUAAAGACAACUCUGAUCAUCUCUCGAUUAUGAGAAAAACCCCAAACACAGGGCAGCAGGGACACGAGGAUAAUUUACUGUGAUACUGAGCUGGGAUAAAAAACACUUUUCUUAUCUUGAAGAGCUCAGACUCCUCCAUCGUCCUGCCUGCUCACACGUUCUUUGACAACAAAGUCUAAGAACUUACUCUGAACAAUAUGAGCCAUUCUUUGCAUGUAAAUAACGCUUAUUCACAAGCAUUGAGUCAGGAACUGAAAUAGUCCAACCAUACAACAGUGGAAAAUAAAUUAAUAUCAAGUGCUUCUCUUUCCAUUUUUUUUUAAAAAUUUUUUUUAAUCUUUGUUUAUAACCAUAUCAUCAAAAAUGUCCAUCUGUGUCAUCCCUGUGACAGCGAGCGAGUGUCCUCACUGUUUAAUUGUUUGGUCGUCAGCACGGCUUUCGCUGCGCUGACUGAUUUAUAUUUCAAAGCUUUCUACUUGAAUUUACAUAUUUAUUUAUGAAAAAUCGACAGAGACGAAACCGGCUGUCUCCUGUUCCAUUUUAGCCGAGGAGAAGAUUAAACGCUGCUGUCUUGGAGGGUUGGCUCUAUUCAAAGCCUGUUUGUGUAGUUUAUCGAUGGAUAAUGUGUAUGACCUUGGAUUACUUUUAGAUCCUUUAUUUGUUCUUUUUCUUUUUCUUUUGAAGUUUGUAAAUAAAAAGAAACAUGUUCUAAAUCAAA